AUGUCAGCCUCCCUCCCCCACCGAAGCGUCGCCAACAUCCGAGCUCCCACUGCUCCCUCCUCCCGGAGUGGUGGUGGUGGUGGCAGUAGUCACCGUGAGCGUGAGAGUUCCAGCCAUCGAGACCGUGACAGAGACCGUGACCGCGGCGAAAGAGGUGACCGUGACAGAGGUGACCGUGACCACUCCGGCACAUCAACGCCCACGCGUCCAAUUCCUACUUUCAACACACCGUCUAGCUUGCGAGCAGAAGAGGAGCUCAUUGUCAUUGACUUUGGCACGCGGAAGGUCCAGGUGGGCUUCGCUGGGGACUCGGCGCCCAGGGGUGUGGUGUGGUUUGGUCCGGAGCAGCAGCGGAGGAUUGGCGAUUUCAGGGACUGGCAGACGGAUUAUCAGCAAGAUUGGAGGUCGAAAGCCGCGGGAGGGAAUUGGGGGAGGGAGUAUGAGUUGUGGAGGCCGGAUGUGAGGGGCUUGGAGCUGGGGCAGGUGGGGGAUAAAGUUGAGAAGGCUGUGAGGGAGGCUUAUACCAAAUAUAUGCUCGUCGACUCCCGUCCCCGGAGGAUGGUCUGCGUCGUACCGACAGGUCUUCCUAUUCCCCUUCUAUCAGCAGCUCUGGACAGCCUCUUUCACCGCUUUCAACCACCAACAGUCUCGCUGCUAUCAUCACCAGUUGCCGUGACCGUCGCCGCCGGUGUACGCUCAGCGCUUGUCGUCGAUCUCGGCUGGAACGAGACGAUAGUCACCAGCGUCUAUGAAUACCGCGAAGUGGCAACUAGGAGAACAGUUAGAGGAGGCAAGAAGUUGACGGAGGAGACUCACCGUUUCCUAGCCAAAGAACUAGGCCAUGUCCAACAAGACAACAAAGACGACAGGCAAGAGUACGUCUUGUCGUUCGAAGAGUGCCACGACAUCGCAAAUCGGCUAGUUUGGUGCAAGCCCUUCAAGGCAGACAAGACUCCCAAGUCCUCCUCUCCUCCACAGCCGGCGUCACCAGAAGGAGAAGGGCUUGCUACUGUCGAAGAAAGCGACGAAGACGAACCAACGACGACCACCACCACCACCGCUGCCGUCGGCGAGAAACCACUACCCCCUCCUCCACCAAAGACCACCACCAUCCCUCUCCGCUCCGGCCGAUCCCCAGCCUCCCUCGAGUUAACCUUUGACCAGCUCUCCCAGCCCUGUGAAAACACCUUCUUUGACUCGCAAUACUCGCUCUCCAGCUUCGACGACCACGAGACACCCGUGCACUUGCUAGUCUACCGCACUCUCCUCCAGCUGCCCCUCGACGUCCGAGCGCUCUGCAUGUCCCGAAUCAUCUUCACAGGCGGGUGUACCACCGUGCUGGGUCUACGCAAGCGGAUAUUUGACGAAGUUUCCCAUAUUGUCCAGGAGAGGGGGUGGGAUCCUGUCUAUGGGAAGGCGAAGGAACAACUACGGAUGAACUCCAAACUGAAGAAGAGGAAUGGCAGGCUUACAACAGGAAUAACAAACAACAACACCUCGAACUCACCCGAGGCCGGAGGUGUGUCCCCACCCACUACCACGACCAGUGGAACCUCCGCCUCAGGAGAAGGACCCCCAACCCCAGCACCAGCACCAUCAGGCGGAGGACAAGGCCAAGAAGAAGACGGUAUCUGGCACGACGCCGCCAACUCGCUCCCCGAAAUCGACCCGAUCGAGGCGCAACUAGCCCGCACCAACCCCUCUUCUAGUUCCCGAAAGCCCUUACAUGGCCAACUACGAGCUAUCGAGUCCCUUGGGCCCUGGGCAGGCGGCAGCUUGAUCACGCACCUCAAAGUACCGAGUGUGUCUACCAUCGACAAGGACCAAUGGACCCAGCACGGCGUCACUGGGGCGACGGUCAGGCAGGCGGAUGUGGAGGCUAAGACGCAGCAGAGGUUGAGCUGGAACGCGAUGAAUAGGGGUGGAAGAGAGGGGAAGGAGCCGUGGACUUUGGGGGUUUGGGGUGCUGCUUGA
Molecule: messenger RNA, 1974 nt
Organism: Sordaria macrospora k-hell
Lineage: Eukaryota; Fungi; Ascomycota; Sordariomycetes; Sordariales; Sordariaceae
Biological process (GO): microtubule-based movement
Cellular component (GO): dynactin complex
Source: RefSeq, a predicted model, not a curated record